GGGGGGGGUCUGUCGAAGAAAUCAAGUCAAUAGAAACUGAAGGGGAAGCAGGCGUUUAGAGCUCCGUGGUGACGUCACUGCUCCACAUUGAGCCAUAGUAGAGAGUCGGCGGAGGUAGACAGAGGAGCGCCGUAGUAAAGUACACACCGACAUGAACUCCUCCACCUAAAACUUCACCCUUGUUGCUGUAAAAAAUCCAGAGGAGCCGCGUUUGCGCGCGCGCACCCCCUCCCGACCGACCGAGCCACCGACGGACGGACGGAACUAGCUCUUUAUUGGCUUUUUUACGGGGAGUUUGCAGGAAGAACGCGGCGUUUGGGGCUUGUUUCUCGCAGGGCUUGACGAUGUCGUCCGCAGCGGUCGCUGCGUCUUCCAGGAGGCAGUCGUGUUAUUUAUGCGACCUGCCGCGCAUGCCCUGGGCCAUGCUGUGGGAUUUCUCCGAGCCCGUUUGCCGCGGAUGUGUCAACUAUGAAGGAGCGGACCGCAUCGAGAUCGUCAUCGACUCGGCCCGGCACCUCAAGAGGGUCCACGGCUUCCAGGAGGGCCGCUCCCCCGGGCCGGGGAAGAAGGAGAUCCAGGCGAUCAACCACCCCGCGGCGGGAGACCCGGGCUCCCGGCCGCCGCAGCCCCUGGACCGCUACCCCCUGUCCUCCGACCGGCCGCCCCGGCUCGGUCCCGAGUACCAGUCCGGGCGGCAGGCGAACGGCAUCCCGGUGCCCAAUGGAUUUACUAAACCCGACGAGCCGCCGGAGCUGAACCGCCAGAGCCCCAACCCGCGCAGGAACAGCGCCGUGCCCCCCAACCUAGUGCCUUUGGUGAACGGGAGCUUGCCUCCGGUGCACGCCGUCAACGGCAGGGGCCAGAUGGGGCUUCCCGCCGACCUGGGCAAGAGACCCGCGUCGGUGUCCAGCACCGAGCACGACCGGGAGGGCAAGGAGAAGCACAGACCGGACAGCCUGACCCCGGAGAUCAUGGAGAGCCACAAAAGCAGGGCCGAGCAGGACUGGGGGGCCAAGAACAAAACCAUGAGGGAAUUUAUGGGGGGGCUGCACCCCUACGACCCCAGGUUCAAGAAGGACCAUGUGGUCAUGCAACAAAGGGUGACGGGCUAUGAGAGCAGCACGUCUGCAACCAAGUCAGACCGAGGAAAACACCCCCGCAUGAAGAGAAAAGCAUCACCGGAGCCAGAGGGAGAGAGCACCGCCGCCAAGCUGAACGGGGAGGGACAGCAGUGGUUACCUCCACCCGCCGAAGGACUCAAGAUGCCUCCGGUUCCCCCGCCAAGCUUCGUCUCCCCUCCCUCCACGAUAUCUCCCCACUCCCGCACCACCCCACCCGAGGCAGCCCAGAACGGCCAGUCCCCCAUGGCGGCGCUCAUCAUGGCCGCAGACAAUGCAGGCGGGAACAGUUCCCCUAAAGACGGCAACCAGGUCCACUCCACCACCCGCAGGAACAGCAGCAGCCCCAUGUCGCCGUCCUCCAUGAACCAGAGGAGGCUGGCGCAGAGGGAGGCGUCGGGGGCGGGCACCCCCCACGUGCCGGGCAUGGACCAGGUGCACCCCCAGAACAUUCCGGACUCCUCGGUACCCGGCAGCAUACCCCUGUGCUGCACGCUGUGCCACGAGCGCUUGGAGGACACGCACUUUGUCCAGUGCCCGUCGGUGCCCUCGCACAAGUUCUGCUUCCCGUGCUCGAGGGAAAGCAUAAAGCAGCAGGGCGCCACGGGGGAAGUGUACUGUCCCAGUGGGGAGAAGUGCCCCCUGGUUGGCUCGAAUGUACCGUGGGCUUUCAUGCAGGGGGAGAUCGCCACCAUCCUGGCGGGGGACGUCAAAGUAAAAAAGGAGAGGGACCCUUGAUCCUGUCCGUCUUUGGGGCGGGGAGGCAAAAAACACGUAUAAAUAUAUAAAUAUCACCUACAUAACAUUCAAACAGACUAACGGACAUGUACAUAUUGGACCCAAGGGAAGAGUAUACUUCGUAAACAUGGUUGUAUAAUUUUUGAUUUUUGAAUACAUUGUGUUUCUAUAUUUUUGAAGAUAAAGGUAUGUACUCAUCAUUAGAACUACGUUCCUCUUUGUUGAUGUUUAACAAAAUUCUCGAUGUACUUCUAGGUCUGGUGGCAGUUCCUGUUUAACGUAGAAUGUGACUAAUGCUACUCUACGAGCACUUGGCAAAACUAAAAUGCUUUUAGCUGUACUUGUAUGCACUUGUUUAAAAAAAAAUGCCAAAUACAAUUUCUGAUCUUGUAUGAA
Oryzias melastigma (Indian medaka) is the source of this 2252-nucleotide messenger RNA. RefSeq names its product interferon regulatory factor 2 binding protein 2a (gene irf2bp2a). Gene Ontology annotation, molecular function: transcription corepressor activity. NCBI's taxonomy places the organism in Eukaryota, Metazoa, Chordata, Actinopteri, Beloniformes, Adrianichthyidae. Gene Ontology annotation, biological process: regulation of transcription by RNA polymerase II. The record is from RefSeq and is a predicted model, not a curated record. Gene Ontology annotation, cellular component: nucleus.